Molecule: messenger RNA, 1818 nt
Organism: Thamnophis elegans (Western terrestrial garter snake)
Lineage: Eukaryota; Metazoa; Chordata; Lepidosauria; Squamata; Natricidae
Gene: ASPHD1
Product: aspartate beta-hydroxylase domain containing 1
Exons: 3
Coding region: 292-1272 (326 amino acids)
Source: RefSeq, a predicted model, not a curated record
UUGAUAAGGCAGAAUGACGACCAGUUUAGAAGAAGAGGACAUAGUGACAGAGGGAGAGAGAAAUGGGGUGGAGUGUGGGACAGACGUGGUGAAAAUGAUUGGCAGAAGGCUCAGAAAUUAGGCAUUCAUUUAAAGAACGGAUUCAUGCAGCAGCAGAGCGAAGUAUUAAAUGAGCAGGAAGAAAUAGAAAACAAGGGUUGAAAAGGGCACCCUAUAUGAAUUGGCCUGGGCGAUUCAGACUGGCUGGGCAGGCCAGCAGAUUUGCAUAAGGUGCUCUAACUUUGCCCGAAGAUGCCCAGCAUCAUGGCUGAUUGGGGUCUCCGUGGCCUUCUGUCCCCACUCCUCCCUGACCCCUCUACGUGGCACUCUCGACCAGAGCCGGCCAUAGCUGUGCUAGGUUCUCUGGCCCUCUUGUUCAUCUGGUACUGCUAUCGUGUGGGAACAGGGCAAGUAGCCCCUGUGUCUCAUCAGCAAGGUGUGCCAACCGAAGAAGGAUGCCCUCGCCGUACCCUCAGGGGCGAUGCUAUCAACCAGCGCCUGUAUCGCAGCCUACGAGAUUAUGCCAAGCGCUAUUCGUGGUCAGGUAUGAACCGGCUGCACAAAGGUAUCCGGGACCAGGCCCAUUAUCAGCUGGGCGAACGGAUGGCGAUCCAGAAGCCCAGCGCCUUCUACCUCCCCGACUUGCCUUCGGCCCCCUAUUUUGCCCGCGAGUCCCAGCGUCACGAUGUGGAGAUUCUUGAACUCAGUUUCCCAGCCAUCCUGCGGGAAUUCGAGGGCAUUGCAAGGGACUUUGAACCCGGAGCCCCAAUGCCACGGGGAUGGAUGGUCAACGCCAACCCUGGUUGGCACAGUUAUUACCUUUACCGACAGGGGGAGUGCAUAGCACAGAAUUGUCGCAGCUGCCCAUGGACGUAUCGGGCACUCAGCGCACUACGCACCUUUAUCAACGCCAAUUGCUUUGGGAACGCCUGCUUUAAUGUCUUGCAGCCUGGAACUGUGCUACCUGGCACCUAUGGACCAACGAACACCAGGGUACGGUGCCACCUAGGGCUAAAAGUGCCACCUGGUUGUGAGUUGGUGGUGGGUGGUGAGCCACAGUGCUGGUCUGAAGGAUACUGCCUUCUGGUGGACGAUUCCUUCUUGCACACCACAGCGCAUAAUGGUUCCCCCAGCGAUGGACCUCAGGUGAUUUUUAUUGCUGAUCUCUGGCACCCCAACGUAGCAGGGCCUGAACGACAGGCAUUGGAUUAUAUCUUUGCCCCUGGACGAUAGAUGCUUGACCCAACAAGAAUUGGGGGCAUGGACACAAUCUCAAAAUAUUUGCUGCUCCUCACAAAAAUCAACCACUCCCUACACUCAAUAGUCUUGGACCUAGAGUCAUUGUUUUGCAGGCUGAAUAAGGCCCAAUGUGUAAUGCAAAAAUGACAAAGAGAUUUGCAAAGCCAUGAAAAUAUCUUUUUCUUCAAGGUGAUUCUGUGCCCUCUCAUAAAACUCAUCCUAGAGAUUUUUGUGAUCUGGGACAUUUUGGUUUUCUUUCUAGCACUGUAUAGUUCCUUGUUGGCUCCCCGCUCCCUCUCACAGCACUGCUCUGUUCAGCCUGUGCUGGUGGGAAUGUUGCUGACUACACUGUAGUACUAGUUACCCUCAAGUUUAAUGAAGUAUAUGAAAUCCACAUUCUGUAUUAAUAGUAUAGAUUUCUUCAGGGUUAUUUUGGGAAGAAAAGGAGGGUAAGAAAUUAACCAAAGUAAAAUAGUCUCUUUCUACACCUGUCUAUGGUAAAUUAUUGUUCUUUCACAAUAUCUGUAGCUCAAUAUUUGU